UUUGACUAAAAAAAUUUUCAGGUAACUAUGGCUACCGACAAAGAACUUUGUGAUGGUUAUGGAAAAAACCACACAAAUGCCGACGGCACUUAUUUCAACCCGUGGAGCAGAGAAGCGAAAAAUCUAGGAUUCAAUUUCAAAUCAACGUCUUUUAAAUUAGUCAAGUUCUUAGCUAUGAGGCGAGUAAUUGAUGAUUCUGUUCCCGAUCUAAGCCAAGAAUCACUGGAUGAACAUUUUCCUGUGAUUCCUUUUGACGGUGAAAGUGAAGAAAAUUCCCGUGCUCCAGAUGAAGGAAUGCGGUGCACGUGGUUCGGCCAUGCUACCUGUUUGGUACAGUUUGAUAACAUAUCGGUUUUGACAGAUCCCGUUUUCAGUGACCGAUGCGCGCCUGUCCAACUACCAGGGUUACCGAAACGUCUCAGAAAAGUGCCUUGCUAUGUCGAAAAGUUACCCAAAAUCGACAUCGUAGUUAUAAGUCAUAACCAUUAUGAUCAUCUGGAUUUGAACACUGUGAAGGAUCUGAAUAAAAGUCAAGGAUCAGGCGUGAACUGGUUUGUGGGAUUAGGGCUGAAAAAAUGGUUCACAGAUUUAGGGGUCGAAAAUGUUCAUGAACUUGACUGGUGGGAUGAACAUAAACUGAGAGAUGGAGUCACAGUUGUGUUCACACCUACCCAACAUUGGUCCAAGCGAACUCCAUUCGAUACGAAUAAAUCCCUAUGGGGCAGUUGGAUAGUGAAGGGCCCCCGCUUCAAGUUCAUGCACUUAGGGGAUACAGGAUACUGUCAGACAUUCAAAACAAUUGGAGAUGUGCACGGACCAAUAGACCUGGCAGCUGUGCCCAUUGGAGCUUACCAUCCUAGAGAUUUCCUCAAGGCUCAACACGUGGACCCUGUUGAAGCAGUGCAGAUUCACCAGGACAUUAAAGCUAAGAAAAGUGUCGGAAUUCACUGGGGCACCUUCGAAUUGGGUAGGGAGGCUUUUCUGGGACCCAGACGGGAACUCGAGGCUGAAUUGCAAAAGAAAAAUUUAUCGGACAAAGAUUUUUUCACGACAGUUAUUGGCGAAUCUGUUCAUCUUUUCCUGUGAAAAACAAUCAGUUACAGAAUGAUUGUUUUCACAUCUUCAUUCUAGACUCACUUCUGCAGAAAUAUAUUGAUUGUAAUUAAAAUAUGAACUGUGAAGUGUAUAUAGUAAGGCAAAUUGUUUCGUGAAUCUUGCUUCAAUUUUUAUAGCAAUUGUUUCUACUUUCUGUUUUAUUGGUGCUGCUUCAUUGUUUAAAACGCUGAUUUCAAAUAUGAAAAAUAUUUUUUAAUUCGUUG
Symsagittifera roscoffensis is the source of this 1319-nucleotide messenger RNA. Its product is annotated as N-acyl-phosphatidylethanolamine-hydrolyzing phospholipase D-like. Lineage: Eukaryota; Metazoa; Xenacoelomorpha; Acoela; Convolutidae. The coding region runs from base 28 to 1086 and encodes 352 amino acids. Gene Ontology annotation, cellular component: membrane-bounded organelle; cytoplasm. Gene Ontology annotation, molecular function: zinc ion binding; N-acylphosphatidylethanolamine-specific phospholipase D activity. Gene Ontology annotation, biological process: N-acylethanolamine metabolic process; N-acylphosphatidylethanolamine metabolic process. The transcript is spliced from 2 exons. The record is from RefSeq and is a predicted model, not a curated record.